Molecule: messenger RNA, 2381 nt
Organism: Amoebophrya sp. A120
Lineage: Eukaryota; Dinophyceae; Syndiniales; Amoebophryaceae
Source: the annotation of a GenBank genome assembly
UAAAGCGAUCGUCGGCGCCCGGGCACGGAUCACGUACGUGUUCAACGAUAUGAUCAAGUUUUUCGGCAAGAACAUGGAGGACGAGGUCCGGGGGGUCUGCUCGUUACAGAACGCCGGACAGGUGAAGCGCGACCUGUUUUUCCGCUGGCUCGACUUCACGGCGUCGCAAGACUUGGACAGCUGGAACGCAACGCAAAGACACAAGUACUUCCUCAACUACCUGCGCGACGCUUCGUAUUUACGAAAGUGGAAGGAUUACAGAGCCGCGCUGGCCGCGUUGGAACAACAAAUAUUGCGGGCACGGGGUGUAGUUGCUGGAGGAGAUAAUGCGACAGUGUCAACAUUAGCAUCUGGUUCUGUGGACAAGAACUUGAUCAUGGAUGCUCACACUGCUGCUGCCGCUUCUGUAGCUCUACCUUCCGCCGGAAAAAUGAGCGAAAGUCAACAGAGUCAUCCCUAUGAUGCCGAACAGGAGCUGCUGCAAACUUCUGUCGCUCUCUGGGACAGAAAGUCCUGGUUUUCGCCCCAGCGAGUGAAAUUAGAAACUCCCGCCCGGAAAAAGCAGCGGCAACAUCUCAAGUCAAUCCCGACCGCGGUGUGGGCGGAGUCAAAAGAAUCUGGUCUGACCAUCAAGCAGUAUCCGCCAGCGCGCGUCACCCGAGACUCGGUGCGUUUCUGUCCGAGCUUCGUUGACAAGGACAUCGACGACAAGUCCGGGAAGAUCAAGGAGAUUGAAGAAAUCCGGCGAAAACACCACCACCGCUCGUUGAAACGAUUACGUGAAAUCGGGGUGCCGGAUCACUUAAAGAACGGGCGAUUUCUCAAUUUCGGCUGCGGGCGGUGUGACGACGAAGACCCGCUGUGGGAGUUCUUCGACAAGGGCAAGGAUGCGGACGUGACGUCUUUGUCAAAGGGGAAGGCUUUUCCGAAAAUGAAGGGGUAUGGGUACGAGCUAGAUCCGGUGGACGCUGCUGCUUGCGUGGAAAACGCCGGGGACUUUGUUGACGUGGUGGUUGCGGGGGUGACUCCGGAGAGUAUCGACCAGCAAAUGGACGAAACGGGGUAUUUCGCAGCGACUGGUGGGGAAGAACCAUCGGCGACAUCAGCGUCAGUAGCAUCCUCAUCAUCCUCUUCAACUGGAAGUGCACCGGAUGAACAAGAAGUAAAUGCAAAAAAAGUGCAAAACCAGGUAGACAAGACCAUCAAGAAUCCGCAAGAACCCAACAUCAUCGAGAUCGUGAAGAUCGACAUUGAUUCCUGGGACUACGAAAUCGCGGAGAAAGUCGAGAGGAAAGCGCGAAAAACGAACACCAAGGUGAUGAUUUACGUGCUCGAAAUACAGGGCGUCUUUCCCCCGCCCAUCCGCUUCUGGUCGAAAUACGCGCCGCGGGCGGAAAAGACCAUCGAGUCUCACGCAGCGAGUGAGGCGGAGAAGCUGAAGAAAACACUGGUCAAAACCGAGGACAUGUUGGAAAAAGCGAUGGAACAUCUGGAAAAUAACGAAGACGCAACCUCCAUCACCCUCGAGCAGAUUCGCAUCGCCGCAGCCUUGAACGCGACCAAAGACGCGUCGACGACCGAAAAGGACGCGGCCAGCCUCUCCGCCACCAACCUCCGGCGGUUCCGGGAGCUGGCGCUACGAAAAAACCACCCACACUUCAUCGGCGCGAGUCUGCAGGCGUUUGUGGAUUUGCUGCGGCCAACGCACAGUUUGAUCAUGAUGAACGGCAUGGACGCUGUGUUUGUGGAAAACAGCCUCGUCCGGGACCGGAUACAGCAGGCGUACCAAAUCUACCUCCCCGUCGACGAGGAGCUCUGCUUUUCGCUGCACCAGCCCUGGCACUCCUGGCGGGAGGAGUACAUCGGCGACUGGAUCUACGGGGGGCAGAGUUGGCGGGAAAAAAUCGAGUUUGUGAAGAAAAACAUGACCAUGUGCGACCCACACUGGGACAACCCGACGAAGGAAGCAUGGCCGUACGGAGUCAAGGCACCGAAAUUUCAUGUCGGGAUAUAGUGAGCAAGAUCAUGUUGACGAGUCGGUAACGGUAUCAUGGUGAACGAUCCUGCAACUUCAUAUUCAUUGGGUAGUGACUGUGACGAUUUUCGCCUUUUUCGGAGAUUAAUUUGCACAUGUGCACAGAUGAGAAAGAAUGAUCAACGCGCAUAUAAUGAGCCAGGAGGUGUUAAUUAUCUGACGUUCCUGUAUUGCCUUUUUUCUGCCUCUGUCACUCAGGAGCUUUUGCUGUGCAGAUUUCUUGUUACUUUGUGUGAAGAACGGACGAAUCAAUGGUGCAGAAGCUGUUCUAUCGUCGUCAAAUUUCCUUUCGGGAUAAUACAAUAGUACAAACAGGCGCGACAGAUGGGAGAGGAAAGAGUGUACG